AUGCUUCUAUCUCGCUUCAUUCAAAAGACGACACCCUACGCCACCUCAUUACUUGUCAAACAACAAUAUCGCUAUUUCAGCGCCACCGUCCCAGCCAUGACUCUCAUCUCGCAAACCAUCACGCACGACCACCGCGAGCUCGAAAACGCGUACAACAAAAUCCUCAGCGCCACCACAGACGACGAAAAGGUGAGAUGGCAGAAUCAGUUCACAUGGGAACUUGCGCGUCACUCCAUCGGUGAAGAGCUGCUCGUCUACCCGGCCUUUGAAAAGAACCUUGCCGAUGGGAAGCAGAUGGCUGAUAAGGAUCGGGCUGAGCACCAAAAGGUCAAAGAACUUCUCUACAAAUUCCAAGGCCUCAAACCUUCCGAUCACGAAUUCACAACAACCCUACAAUCGCUCUGGUCCGAUCUGUCGCAACACAUCAAGGAAGAAGAAGAGGAAGAUCUCGUCAAACUGGAGAGUGCGUUACAACAAUCUGAAUCAGAGAAAUUGACCAAGUCGUUUACACGAACGAAGAAGUUCAUCCCGACGCGCAGUCAUCCAGAUGCGCCUGACAAGCCGCCAUUUGAGACGGUGGCCGGUCUGAUGGCGGCGCCGUUGGAUCAUUUGUCGGAUUUGUUUAGGAAGUUUCCGGCUGAGUCGAAGAGUGAAUUGCCUCCUUGA
Messenger RNA from Talaromyces amestolkiae, 666 nucleotides. RefSeq lists its product as uncharacterized. The record is from RefSeq and is a predicted model, not a curated record. NCBI's taxonomy places the organism in Eukaryota, Fungi, Ascomycota, Eurotiomycetes, Eurotiales, Trichocomaceae. The transcript has 2 exons. The coding region runs from base 1 to 666 and encodes 221 amino acids.